Pan troglodytes (chimpanzee) is the source of this 4064-nucleotide messenger RNA. RefSeq names its product synaptonemal complex protein 1 (gene SYCP1). Gene Ontology annotation, cellular component: central element; male germ cell nucleus; transverse filament. Gene Ontology annotation, biological process: lateral element assembly; chiasma assembly; meiotic DNA repair synthesis. Lineage: Eukaryota; Metazoa; Chordata; Mammalia; Primates; Hominidae. Bases 729 to 3713 code for a protein of 994 amino acids. Gene Ontology annotation, molecular function: double-stranded DNA binding. The record is from RefSeq and is a predicted model, not a curated record. The transcript is spliced from 33 exons.
AUUUUAGGAGAGGCAGGGUCUCACUACGUUGCCCAGACUGGUCUUGAACUCCUUCCUGGGCUCAAGCAGUCCUCUCGCCUUGGCCUCCCAAAGUGUUGGGAUUACAGGCGUGAGCCACCGGCCCGCCUAGCCAACUCUCCAUUCACUCAUUCUUAUGUGAAACAGUAACAGAACCAUACCACAUCUGUGGGGCUUCUCCUGACUCCCCAAGCCACCCAAGAGCCACUUUGCCUACGUCCUUAUCAUAGGAAUUACCCUAAAUGAUUAUAGGACAUUGUAAUUGUUUGCCCCACUGUUUCCUUCCUAAGAUUGUGACCUCUUGGAGGGCAGAAAUGGAUUUUUCACUCUCAGCUUCAGUCUGUCACAGAGCCUGACAGUUUCCUUAGCAUUCUUUGACAAUAGCAGAAGCCUAAAGAACUUCCAAGGAAAUACAGAAUCCGGGAAAGAAUUGUUCCUAGCGAUUAGGGAAAUCUCGCGAGAUUCAGGUCCUGGGAGCCUGGCAAGCCCACACAGCGACGGUUAUUUAGCCGUUGAACUGCCAGCCGCCCGGGGCCCACGCGCUCCGGGCCGCUCAGGCUGAGCGAUUUCCCGCCUUUUCUGAUGUUCUGAGGCGGGAGCUAUUGGUUCUUUCUGUUGCCCUCAUAGACCGUAUGUAGCAGUUCGCGUGGGCACAGAACCCACGGUUUCCCGCUAGUUCUUCAAAGAUAUUUACAACCGUAACAGAGAAAAUGGAAAAGCAAAAGCCCUUUGCAUUGUUCGUACCACCGAGAUUAAGCAGCAGUCAGGUGUCUGCGGUGAAACCUCAGACCCUGGGAGGCGAUUCCACUUUCUUCAAGAGUUUCAACAAAUGUACUGAAGAUGAUUUUGAGUUUCCAUUUGCAAAGACUAAUCUCUCCAAAAAUGGGGAAAACAUUGAUUCAGAUCCUGCUUUACAAAAAGUUAAUUUCUUGCCCAUGCUUGAGCAGGUUGGUAGUUCUGACUGUCACUAUCAGGAAGGACUAAAAGACUCUGAUUUGGAGAAUUCAGAGAGAUUGAGCAGAGUGUAUUCAAAACUGUAUAAGGAGGCUGAAAAGAUAAAAAAAUGGAAAGUAAGUACAGAAGCUGAACUGAGACAGAAAGAAAGUAAGUUGCAAGAAAACAGAAAGAUAAUUGAAGCACAGCGAAAAGCCAUUCAGGAACUGCAAUUUGGUAAUGAAAAAGUAAGUUUGAAAUUAGAAGAAGGAAUUCAAGAAAAUAAAGAUUUAAUAAAAGAGAAUAAUGCCACAAGGCAUUUAUGUAAUCUACUCAAAGAAACCUGUGCUAGAUCUGCAGAAAAGACAAAGAAAUAUGAAUAUGAACGGGAAGAAACCAGGCAAGUUUAUAUGGAUCUAAAUAAUAACAUUGAGAAAAUGAUAACAGCUUUUGAGGAACUUCGUGUGCAAGCUGAGAAUUCCAGACUGGAAAUGCAUUUUAAGUUAAAGGAAGAUUAUGAAAAAAUCCAACACCUUGAACAAGAAUACAAGAAGGAAAUAAAUGACAAGGAAAAGCAGGUAUCACUACUAUUGAUCCAAAUCACUGAGAAAGAAAAUAAAAUGAAAGAUUUAACAUUUCUGCUAGAGGAAUCCAGAGAUAAAGUUAAUCAAUUAGAGGAAAAGACAAACGCAUACCCACUGAAGUGUGUUCAUUUAAGUGACUUUUCAUUGUUUUCCAUAGAAUUACAGAGUGAAAACUUAAAACAAUCAAUUGAGAAGCAGCAUCAUUUGACUAAAGAACUAGAAGAUAUUAAAGUGUCAUUACAAAGAAGUGUGAGUACUCAAAAGGCUUUAGAGGAAGAUUUACAGAUAGCAACAAAAACAAUUUGUCAGCUAACUGAAGAAAAAGAAACUCAAAUGGAAGAAUCUAAUAAAGCUAGAGCUGCUCAUUCGUUUGUGGUUACUGAAUUUGAAACUACUGUCUGCAGCUUGGAAGAAUUAUUGAGAAUAGAACAGCAAAGAUUGGAAAAAAAUGAAGAUCAAUUGAAAAUACUUACCAUGGAGCUUCAAAAGAAAUCAAGUGAACUGGAAGAGAUGACUAAGCUUACAAAUAACAAAGAAGUAGAACUUGAAGAAUUGAAAAAAGUCUUGGGAGAAAAGGAAACGCUUUUAUAUGAAAAUAAACAAUUUGAGAAGAUUGCUGAAGAAUUAAAAGGAACAGAACAAGAACUAAUUGGUCUUCUCCAAGCCAGAGAGAAAGAAGUACAUGAUUUGGAAAUACAGUUAACUGCCAUUACCACAAGUGAACAGUAUUAUUCAAAAGAGGUUAAAGAUCUGAAAACUGAGCUUGAAAAUGAGAAGCUUAAGAAUACUGAAUUAACUUCACACUGCAACAAGCUUUCACUAGAAAACAAAGAGCUCACACAGGAAACAAGUGAUAUGACCCUAGAACUCAAGAAUCAGCAAGAAGAUAUUAAUAAUAACAAAAAGCAAGAAGAAAGGAUGUUGAAACAAAUAGAAAAUCUUCAAGAAACAGAAACCCAAUUAAGAAAUGAACUAGAAUAUGUGAGAGAAGAGCUAAAACAGAAAAGAGAUGAAGUUAAAUGUAAAUUGGACAAGAGUGAAGAAAAUUGUAACAAUUUAAGGAAACAAGUUGAAAAUAAAAACAAGUAUAUUGAAGAACUUCAGCAGGAGAAUAAGGCCUUGAAAAAAAAAGGUACAGCAGAAAGCAAGCAACUGAAUGUUUAUGAGAUAAAGGUCAAUAAAUUAGAGUUAGAACUAGAAAGUGCCAAACAGAAAUUUGGAGAAAUCACAGACACCUAUCAGAAAGAAAUUGAGGACAAAAAGAUAUCAGAAGAAAAUCUUUUGGAAGAGGUUGAGAAAGCAAAAGUAAUAGCUGGUGAAGCAGUAAAAUUACAGAAAGAAAUUGAUAAGCGAUGUCAACAUAAAAUAGCUGAAAUGGUAGCACUUAUGGAAAAACAUAAGCACCAAUAUGAUAGGAACAUUGAAGAAAGAGACUCAGAAUUAGGACUUUAUAAGAGCAAAGAACAAGAACAGUCAUCACUGAGAGCAUCUUUGGAGAUUGAACUAUCCAAUCUCAAGGCUGAACUUUUGUCUGUUAAGAAGCAACUUGAAAUAGAAAGAGAAGAGAAGAAAAAACUCAAAAGAGAGGCAAAAGAAAACACAGCUACUCUUAAAGAAAAAAAAGACAAGAAAACACAAACAUCUUUAUUGGAAACACCUGAAAUUUAUUGGAAAUUGGAUUCUAAAGCAGUUCCUUCACAAACUGUAUCUCGAAAUUUCACAUCAGUUGAUCAUGGCAUAUCCAAAGAUAAAAGAGACUAUCUGUGGACAUCUGCCAAAAAUACUUUAUCUACACCAUUGCCAAAGGCAUAUACAGUGAAGACACCAACAAAACCAAAACUACAGCAAAGAGAAAACUUGAAUAUACCCAUUGAAGAAAGUAAUAAAAAGAGAAAAAUGGCCUUUGAAUUUGAUAUUAAUUCAGAUAGUUCAGAAUCUACUGAUCUUUUGAGCAUGGUUUCAGAAGAAGAGACAUUGAAAACACUGUAUAGGAACAAUAAUCCACCAGCUUCUCAUCUUUGUGUCAAAACACCAAAAAAGGCCCCUUCAUCUCUAACAACCCCUGGAUCUACACUGAAGUUUGGAGCUAUAAGAAAAAUGCGGGAGGACCGUUGGGCUGUAAUUGCUAAAAUGGAUAGGAAAAAAAAACUAAAAGAAGCUGAAAAGUUAUUUGUUUAAUUUCAGAGAAUCAGUGUAGUUAAGGAGCCUAAUAACAUGAAACUUAUAGUUAAUAUUUUGUUCUUAUUUGCCAGAGCCAAAUUUUAUCUGGAAGUUGAGACUUAAAAAAUACGUGCAUCAGUGAUUUGUGUUUCUUUAUAUUUUUAGCCUAAAUGUUAACUACAUAUUGUCUGGAAACCUGUCAUUGUAUUCAGAUAAUUAGAUGAUUAUAUAUUGUUGUUACUUUUUCUUGUAUUCAUGAAAACUGUUUUUACUAAGUUUUCAAAUUUGUAAAGUUAGCCUUUGAAUGCUAGGAAUGCAUUAUUGAGGGUCAUUCUUUAUUCUUUACUAUUAAAAUAUUUUGGAUGCAAA